Molecule: messenger RNA, 1434 nt
Organism: Plasmodium berghei ANKA
Lineage: Eukaryota; Apicomplexa; Aconoidasida; Haemosporida; Plasmodiidae
Product: conserved Plasmodium protein, unknown function
Exons: 1
Coding region: 1-1434 (477 amino acids)
Biological process (GO): uroporphyrinogen III biosynthetic process
Molecular function (GO): uroporphyrinogen-III synthase activity
Source: RefSeq, a predicted model, not a curated record
AUGAAAAAGGGUCUUUUAUAUAUCCUGAUUAUUUUCCCGAUUUUUAGUCUAUGUUUAAAAAUAAAAUCAGAAAUUAUGUUUUUAUUUUUUAUACCCUCAUUACAUAAACAAAAUGGAAACAAUAACAAAAUAAAAAUUCCAGUGAAAAAUUAUAAAACCAAAGAAAUAUCACAUCAUUAUCUUUUUAAUAAAAAUAUAAAUAAUACUAAUUUCUAUAUGUCCAAUUGUGUAAAUGCAAAAAAAAAAAGAAUAAAUAAUCUUCACUUUUUAAUAACAUCACCUGAAGCGGCUAAAAUAUACAGACUUGUAAUUAUAUUACUAAUAUAUUAUUUAAAAAAAAAUAUAAUGCAAAGUGAUGAUACUAAAAAUUGUAUAUCCAUAAAAAACAAAGACAAAAAUAAUAUAAAUACAAUAAAUAAACUUGUUAACAUCCCAAUAAUUUCUAUAGGAUUGUCAACUAAUUAUAUGCUUAAUAAUAAAUUAAAAAAAAACGAUUUUUAUAAUAUAUAUAAAAAUAUGUCUUUAGAAAAUAAAAAAAAAUAUGAUAUAAAUAAUUAUGAAUUUAACAAAAUUAAUAAAAGCUUGAAAAAUUUUAAUAUUACUUUUACCCCAAGUAUAUCAAAUGCAGACACUCUAAAACGAGAAUUAUCCUUACAUUAUUUUCAAAAACAAAUAAAGCUUUCCGAUCUUAAACAAAAGAAUAGUCUCAUUAAUGUUAUUUGGCUUUCGUCGGCUAUUAGUAUGUCAAAUUUUGAAAACAUUAAAAGUUGGAAUAUAGAAAAAAAACAAAAUUAUAAUAUAAAAAAUAUUAAUGUUAUGAGAAUAAAUUGCUAUGAUACUAAAAGUAUAAAUUAUAGUAAACAAAAAUUAAAAAAAAUUAAAAUUAAAAAAAAUUCCAUAGUUUGCUUAAUGAGCAAUAGUGCUGUCUUAUCUUUUUAUCAAAACUUUGGAAAUAAUUUUAAUUAUGUUGUAUGUAUGGGCAAAAAUUGUUAUCUCCUUUUGAAAAAAUUAAAUUUUAUAAAUGUAUAUUAUCCAAUGAAUUCGAAAUUGGAGUUGUUACUAAACAUGUUGGUCAAAUUGCACCGUAAAAUAACAAAAAAAAUGGAAAUAAAAAUUGAAAAAAACGUAAAAAAAAAAGUAAAAAAAACAAAUGCAAACUUGGAAGCAAAUUUGGGGAAUACCACAAGUAAUAAUUAUGAAAAUGAAAUUCGAAACAACGUUCAUGAAAUCGAUACACAAAAUUCCAAAUGCAUGAAUAAACAAAUCAAGGUUGUUCUUACCAGGGAAAAACAUAAAAAUUAUCAAAUAAAAAAAUUCCUCCUCCAAAAAAAUAUACCCAUUCAAAUUAUACCAUGCAUAAAAACGGAAUAUAAACACAAAGAAAUUACACACCUUUGCAACACUUUCCUUUCGCAUAUUCAAGAGGAUCCUUGA